AUGGCGCUUUUGAAUUCCAGCUCAGAGACUUUUGGCGUAACAUCUUUGUUCUAUCUAGGGGUGAUUGCUCCGGCGGCUUACCUGUUGUGGACCGUUGUUUACAACCUCUAUUUCAGCCCACUAUCGAAAUAUCCAGGACCGAGAUUGGCAGCCUGCGCCAACCUCCAAAACCUGUACUGGACAUCGACAGGACAAUACCAUUACAAGAUCAAAGAACUGCAUGACAAAUAUGGAGACGUCGUUCGAACCGGCCCCCAAGUACUCGUCUACCGCAGUCCGCAAGCAUGGAAAGAUAUCUACGGCCACCGAAAAUCUGGAGCCGGCUCAUUCUUGAAAGACCCCAGAUUCUACCUCGGAGGACCGAGUGGACCGAGUAUUCUAAACUCCAACGAUGCAGACCACUCGCGAUCGCGAAGACUUCUCUCGCAUGCGUUUUCCGAGAAAGCUCUCCGAGACCAAGAAUCUUUGAUCCAGUCCUAUGUCGACAUGCUCAUCGAGCGACUAAACGGAGAGGUGUCCGCGUCGCGCGAAACGGUGGACAUGUCUCAAUGGUUCAAUUUCACCACCUUCGACAUAAUCGGCGACCUAGCCUUCGGCGAGCCUUUCGACUGUCUGCGAGAAAGCCAAUACCAUCCAUGGGUCCAAAUGGUCUUCGUAAGCGCCAAGGUAAUGGUCUUACAGCGACCGCUAGCCGUAUAUCCAUUCCUGGCUCCGAUCGUCAGAAGGCUGCUGCCGAAACGACUAGCGAAGAUGCGAGACGAGCAUUUUGCCUUGACAAAUGAGAAGGUCCAUCGCAGAUUGGAAACCAAAACCGACCGGCCGGAUUUCAUGACAUACAUCCUACGAUUUAGCGACGACCGGGCUAUGAGUAUCCGUGAGAUGGAAGCUAAUGCGGCGUUGUUGAUUCUGGCUGGGAGUGAGACUACGGCUAGUUUGCUCUCUGGAUUUACUUUCUAUACUCUCAUGAAUCCCUCGGUUCAUAAGAAACUGGUGGAUGAGAUUCGAGGGGCGUUUGGGACUUAUGAUGAGAUUGAUUUCCAGAGGGUGAGCCAGCUGCCUUAUUUGAAUGCUGCGCUUGAGGAGAGUUUGCGAGUUUAUCCGCCUGUUCCGGCUGUCAUUCCACGGAUCGUUCCGGAGGGAGGUGCUGUGAUCGAUGGGCACUUUGUUCCAGAAGGAGUUUCCGUCUCGGGGGCUCAUUAUUCGACUUACCACGCCGAGUCCCUGUUCGCCGAAGCGGAGUCUUUUAUCCCUGAGAGAUGGCUGGAUAGCAGAGACAAGCGCUUCGAGUCGGACUGUCGGACGGCACUUCAGGCAUUCUCGCUUGGACCUCGGAACUGUCUUGGGAGAAACCUUGCAUAUGCGGAAAUGAGGCUCAUUGCAGCCAAGUUCUUGUGGAGCUUUGACAUGACCCUGGAUGAGAGCUCCGCUAACUGGAAUAUCCAGAGAGCCUACAAUAUCUUGGAGAGAAAGCCACUGAUGGUGAAAUUGUCGCAGGCACAACACUAA
Penicillium cinerascens is the source of this 1506-nucleotide messenger RNA. Its product is annotated as cytochrome P450. The record is from RefSeq and is a predicted model, not a curated record. NCBI's taxonomy places the organism in Eukaryota, Fungi, Ascomycota, Eurotiomycetes, Eurotiales, Aspergillaceae. Gene Ontology annotation, molecular function: heme binding; monooxygenase activity; oxidoreductase activity, acting on paired donors, with incorporation or reduction of molecular oxygen. The transcript is spliced from 4 exons. Bases 1 to 1506 code for a protein of 501 amino acids.